Messenger RNA from Xenopus laevis (African clawed frog), 1671 nucleotides. Its product is annotated as protein kinase C delta type-like. NCBI's taxonomy places the organism in Eukaryota, Metazoa, Chordata, Amphibia, Anura, Pipidae. The transcript has 9 exons. The record is from RefSeq and is a predicted model, not a curated record. The coding region runs from base 1 to 969 and encodes 322 amino acids.
AUGUGCUACAUUUGUUGUAGAGAAUAUUUUCCCUUAUCUAAAGGACACCCCAAUCUUUAUUCCUAUUCAAGAAGGAUGGUGGUGUUGGCAUCGUAUAAAAUCAAGAACCAACUAACUGCAAUCAAGAUCAUUGAGAAGCAGAGGGAGGAAGAUUUCAAAUAUGUCAGACGAGAGGCAUCGGUUCUCCAGAUGGCUAGCAGAUGCCCAUUUCUAUGCCGGGCAAUGGCAACAUUCCAAACUAAGUCACUAAUCCUGCUAGCCCUGGAGUACGUCAAUGGCGGAACACUGGAGAACAUCAUCGAGGACCGAGGACGUCUGAGUAACAAGCAAGUGCUGUUUUAUGCCUCAGAAUUAGUGGUGGGUAUACAGUUCCUGCACGAGAACGGGAUCGUACAUCGUGACCUCAAACCAGAGAACAUAUUGGUGGAUGAACAGGGCCAUGUGAAGAUCGGCGAUUUUGGUCUUGUCUGCACCGGUAUGUACGGCGCAAACACACGUUGUGACUAUUAUGGAACACCAGGAUACACGGCACCACAGGUUUUAUUAGAGGAGCCAUACGACGCUGGAGCUGACUGGUGGUCUUUCGGAGUCAUCUUGUACGAAAUGGCCACCAAUAGAUUACCAUUCUCACCGAAGGGAAACUUGAAACAACAGGUAGAAAGCAUUAUCAACAGAGAGCCCGAAUAUCCAGACUCCCUUUCUACCAAACUGCGUGACCUCAUAAAACAGCUCUUGAAGAAGAAGGCCAACCAACGCCUUGGGGUGAAUGGCAACAUCCGGGAUCACCCAUUUUUUUCAACUGUCGAUUGGUCAAAUGUGGAGAAAAGAACAUUAAAGCCUCCUAUAAAACCAAGUCAUGAAUCAGCCACGGGGUUCAACAGGAAAUACAUCUCAUUCCCGAAAGAGGACCCCAGCGAGACCCGUAUGCUCAAGGGGUUCGAUUACGUGGACCCGAGCUGGCUGGAGUAAUGAGUAGCUGUGCCGUCGGCAAGAGUCAUCCCAUCCAAGUACCGUGCAACAUUCCACCAGAACACCACUAGCACCUCCACUGCUACAUCCUGCAUAUCUGGUAAUGUAUGACAUUCUGACAACAGCAAAGGUGAGCAAAUAAUUUUAAUUACCAUCUUACUGUCCUGCUCUACCUUACAAUUACAACACCAGAAAAGGUACUUCUCCCCAAAAUGCACCAUCUUGCAGGUUAGUAGCACUGUGACCAACAUCACCGCAGAAAGCACUUACAGCUGCAUUUAAUAUCCCCAAGUGCUUUCUAUGCCAUUACCAACUCAUGCAGCUGUUUUUUUUUAUGUUCACAGCUUUGCACUUUUUAAGUUAAAAGUUUAGAAAAACAAAACAAAAAAAACAAAAAAAAAAUCCCCCCACCUUUCCUAUGUUAUACUACCCCAUCUUCCCAUGUUAACCCUUCCCUUAAGGUUUAAUAAAGCACAGCCUGUGCCCUCCAGGCUUUAUCAUUAUCUGUGAUGUCAUCAGAGGGGGGGAUAGGGGUGGGCAUAGCUAGUGGCCUGUCACAAGCCACCAGCGGUACCCCUCUAAUGACAUCACAGACUACAUACUCAACUAUCCUUUCAUUUCUAUCCCUUGCCAAGCACAGCCUGUUCCCCCAGGCUUUAUAGAGCACAGCCUGUUCCCCCAGGCCUUAUAGAGCACAGCCUG